Molecule: messenger RNA, 998 nt
Organism: Daucus carota subsp. sativus
Lineage: Eukaryota; Viridiplantae; Streptophyta; Magnoliopsida; Apiales; Apiaceae
Exons: 6
Coding region: 166-738 (190 amino acids)
Source: RefSeq, a predicted model, not a curated record
CAGCGGGCUUCUUAAACAUAAACAGGCCCACACGCCCAACAAUCAUAUACAUUCUUUGCUGCUCAUAAAUUUCAGUAACAAAUAAAAAAAUUAUUCUACCGGAACAAACAGAGCCCUAAUCUCACACCAUUGAGCAUCCAAUUUUUGCAGUUUGAUCCUGCGGAGAUGUUCAAGAACACGUUCCAGUCGGGAUUUUUGUCCAUUCUGUACAGUCUUGGAAGCAAGCCUCUGCAGAUCUGGGAUAAGGAAGUUGUUGAUGGUCAUAUCAAACGGAUCCAAGAUGACGACAUACAAUCGAAUGUCCUUGAAAUAGUUGGAUCAAAUGUGCAGUCCACAUAUAUUACAUGCCCGACAGAUCCUGCUGCAACCCUUGGUAUAAAGCUACCUUUUCUGGUGGUUAUUGUUAAAAAUCUGAAGAAGUACUUCACAUUUGAGAUUCAAGUGCUGGAUGAUAAGAAUGUCAGACGACGUUUCCGAGCUUCUAAUUUUCAAGCUGUGACCCGAGUUAAACCAUUUAUAUGUACUAUGCCUUUGAGGAUGGAUGAGGGUUGGAAUCAAAUUCAGCUGAAUCUUGCUGAUUAUACCAGACGAGCAUAUGGAACAAAUUAUGUUGAGACGCUGAGAGUUCAAGUUCAUGCAAAUUGUCGCCUAAGAAGAAUAUAUUUCUCAGACCGUCUCUAUUCAGAGGAGGAACUCCCGCCAGAAUUCAAAUUGUACCUCCCUAUGCAGAAAGCGUGAUGCUUCCAGAAGGCUUUUGCUACAUUUGAGUUCAUCUAAUUGUCCUCAUCUAAGAGCUCUAUAGUAUUAUUAAAUUUGUAAGAAAUUGGACAAGAUGUCCAAAUCUUGCCCCUGGAAGGUGCUCAUCUCCAGCGACUUACUAAAAGAUGCAAAUCUUAAAUAUCUGUAUGGUUGUUCUUCUAAUCCAUACUCCGUAGUAUUCACUGCACAUUUGUACUGAUUUGGUAUUAAACUCUGUAUGAUCAUUCAAUUUUCAUGAA